CCCAGGACGCGGCCACUGCCCCUCGCCUUGGCGGGCAGGGCAGCGGCGUCGUGGUGGCCGCUCCCUGACGGGGCAGUUGCUGCCUCUCGCCUUGGCGGGGUGGCGAGCGGUGGGGAGGGGUCCCCAGCCACCCUCCGGGGCACUGACCUGCAGGGAGGUGUCUGCUGCCCUGAAAGAGCUGAGAGCCAGCGUGGGUGACACAGGGUGCGGGUUAAUGCUCCUUGAGGUGGAUCCUGAGCAGGUCCUGAGCUGGACCCUGGCUGGCGUCAAGCAUUGUCCUGAUGUUACUUCAGACGUGUACAAGAUGAGUGUUAACUGGCCUGCUAAGGAGAGGCCGAUACUGUAUAUGGAGCCACAUGCACAGUGUGCUUUGCCAUAUUGUCACAGUGGAAAUCACCUGUGUCUCUUUCUCUUGAAGGCCUGUAUCUGGCAUACACCCAGUAACAAUUUUAAAAGCCUGGUUUGAUUGGUGUCACCACCAGUCUUGGAAGGUCACAUUUUGAUGAGCCUUGAAAAUUACUGAUCCGGUAAACUGUUAAGACACCUUUUGUGCCAUAUGUAAACAUUGUUUUGCUUUGUGAAGUAUAGGCUUGGUGAGUGCAGCUGCCAGUGCAUGACUGCUUUUAAUGUCCCUUAAAGCUCCAUACUGAAGAUCUGUGGGAAAUUAUUAGCAUUUUAAUAUACGGGACAGACCUGGCAGUCUGUACCUUGUGAGGUUAGUGAGAAUUGGCUACUUUGGGAUUGACUUUCAGCACUUAUAUCCCUAAUACUUGUUUUCAUUAUGAGAAAAAGGUAAAUCACCUAGAAGAAUAACUGCUUGCAAAUGAAGUCUGGAGAUUUUUCUUAAAUAUAGUUAAAACUUUUUCAAUCUCCCUCAGUUUUUUUCUUAAAAAUACAGUUAUUUAGAUCAAGAUUUAGAUCAGCCACAGUUAAUAAGAGCUUGUUUUUUGGAUGGUAGUCUGGGGGUAUCUUGGAGAAACCAAGUUUACAGGGCACGUUAAAACCAACUCUUCAUAGCAACUGAAAGACAGAAUUCAAGGUCACCUUUGGGGACUCUGUGGAAUGCAAAAGUUUUGUGAUCCUUUCCUCUGUAGAGAAGUAAGCUAAUAGAGUGCAUCCUUAGUUAUAUACAUGCUUUCAUAUUGUUUGAGAUGUACAGUUUUGAACCUCAGUAGGCCUAAACUUAACCUUGGGUGCAGGCAAGGUCAUGCCCCCCUUCAUGUGUGUUCCUUUACAUAGUGCUUCCUAGCAGAAGGCCUUUGAUGACUCACUGCUGCUUCAGACAGCAGUAACUUGCUCCAUAUGAACAAGUCAUCUGAGACUGCAGAUUGUGGAGGAAGUAUCAAGUCUAAGAGACUCACAUUUAUACAGUGAAUGUCCCUCUGCAAGGCUAAACUAUGGUCCCCAUACAUACAUGGAAGAAAGGGGGUCUACUGAAUUUACUCACAUCUGCCUAUAUUUCUGCAACUGAGUUUAUUUUGUGAUGUGGGAGACUAUUCUCUAGGCUGACAGUUGUGUUCCAGAUUUGUGUUUCAGAAGGGCUUAAGGCAUUAUCACUUAUGGACUGUGUAUUCUGCUUUGACCCAGUAAGAGCAGUAGCCUGUUGUGUCCUGCCAGGGCAAAGCUUAUGAGGCAUCACAGAAAACACCCUUAUGUCUGUGGGAACAUGUGGGGUAACAUUCUUCCCUCAUAUGAUGUCAUGUGUUUGUUCAGAUGGUCUGCAGUUAGAAAAAUAAUAUGGGGAAAAAAGAAAAAAUUACAAAUACAAGAGAAUGUAACAUAAAAACUCUUAAGGGUCUGACAAAACUAAAUAGAUUCUUUUUUGGGGUUAGUAGAUUCUGUUCUGCUUCCACAGAGUUCAAGAGCAAAACUUUUAUUAGUUUAAAUGUGAUCUGAAUCAGAUGUUACUCUUUAACAGUAUUUACUCGGACUUCUUUAGUAAGUCAAGCUUGUCCAGAGACACUGACACUGGAAAUAACAGUUCAGCUGGAUACAUGCUUACCACUGAUUCUGUAGUUUGUGUUUUUUACCCAUGCACUGUCACCGAUCUUGAAAAACAUCUAAUUUUGUUUGUUUACUUUGGAUACUGCUCCUUAUGUGCAAUUUAAAUAAUAGGUAUGGAAGUUCAAACUUUGCUGAUAAAAUCGAGUAAGGUACCUACUGCCCCUUUGCUGUGAAUAUCGUAGCAGCUUCCCAAACUUUGUUUUGGGCACUUGUGUACUUAUCAGAUACUUGUUAUUAUUCCUUAUUCUGUUAAUGAUACCAUUAGGAAGAUGCCAUCAUGCCACUAAACUGAAAACAACCCCCUUUUCCAGGGGCUAUACCAUCCUAUUUAAUCAGUAUUGGUAAAACUUUUGGAACAAUGGUGUGUACACUCAAGACAUAAAAGUGUAGUUGUCUAAAAGCAGUGGUUUCUCACAAAACUUUUUUGCUGAGCAUUGAAAGAACGUGCAUGAUGAGUGGGUAGAGGAGAUAAGAACCUGUUAUCUCUCUGAUCUGCCUUUGAGCUUAUGUCAGUGAAAAGUGUAGCUUAAAGCACAGUUAAGAGCAACUGUACAGUCUGUGCAACAGGUGUAGUGGGAGUUGCUUGGCUGAGCAGUGUGGGUGUCCUCCCCUGGGGUUGUGCAGAAGGCACCCCAUCAUCACAGGAAGCCUGGGCACCCCAGGGCACCAGUAAGUCUUCUGGCGCCAGAGGCUGCAGUGAAGCACGUUUGAAAGCAGAGUUCAGCCCCAUGACAGAGGACAAAGAAAGAGCGUGUUGUUGAUUUCAAAGAUUGUAAUUAACAGCCUUAAAAAUCAUUAUGUCUGUAGUAUAAUAUGUUAUAUAGUGUAUUUUGCCUGUGGCCAGUGAUAAAGUUAUUUAGUUAAUUUUGUUGUUUUAGUGCAAUCAUAGUUUAGGUAAAUGCAUUGUUUAGCAGAUACUAUGCUGAUGUUUUGAAUAAAUCACAAUCCAUCUGAACUUAAUGCAUUACAAAAGACUUUAAAUUAGGUAUUGUGCUUUCUUCUAUUACAUGUAUCAUAAAAUCAUAGAGUGGUUUGGGUUAAAAGGGUCGUUAAAGGUCAUCUAGUCCAACUCCCUGCCAUGGGCAUGGACACCUUCCACUAGACUAGGUUGCUCAAAACCGUGUCCAAGCUGGCCUUGAACAGUUCCAGGAAAGGGACAUCCACAACUUCUCUGGACAGUCUAUUCCAGUGCUUCCGCACCCUCACAGUAAAGAAAGAAUUUCUUCCUUGAGGCCAAUCUAAAGCUAUCCUCUUCCACUUUAAAACCAUUGCCCUGUCAAUACAGGCCCUGCUAAAAAGUCUGUCUUAAAAGCCCCCUUUAAGUACUGCAAGGCUGCAAUAAGAUCUUCCUGGAACCUUCUUCUCUGGGCUGAACAACUUCUCAGCCUGCCACUGAAGUACUAACAGAUCUAACAGAUCUUUCCUGUGCAGAGGGCCCCAGAGCUGGAUGCAGGACUGCAGGUGGGGUCUCACGAGAAGAGAGUAGAGGACCUCUUGACCUACUGUACAUGCUCCAUGUUAUACAACCCUGGAUGCUUGGUGUCCUUAUAGUCUUACUCAAGGUUAAAAAAGGGCUGUCAUCCUUAGUUGGCUUUAGCUCUAUAAAUGAAUCUGUAACAUAACCAAAUUUUAUUGGGAGAUAAGAUUUUGUUUCCAAACUUCACUUCUGGAUGGCAAUGCAUUUGGGGUACAGUUGAGCUCUCUGCAGAGUGAAGGGCAUACACACUUCUAGGAUAUGCUCCUGAGAGUUAAAUUCAGGCUGCAAAGGAAGUGGUAAGAGUUUGACUGUUUAUUUUAAUUGGGAGAGGAGUUCACUCUGAUGGCUUAAGUAGCAUAUGAUUCUUGCACUGGCCCCUACUUCCUAAACUUUUUUCAUAAGAAGAAAGAAAGUCACUCCUACAUUGUUAUUUCUGACUCUCUCAAUUCUCCUUUAACAUUUUUCAAGCAAACCAGUGUGAUUCCAGAAAGGACACCCCUAGAAAGUUAAUUAAAAUAAAUUCAUGUGCCAUAUUUAUACUGGGCAUAAGAUCAUCAUGAGAUCAUAAUUUUGAAGCAAUAUUCAGCUGCCCAACACAAAGAAAGCCCACACAGGCAUGCACAAGAGAAGAAUGAAUAUUGUUUCCUUUUCUAGAACUCACCUGUGAACAGACUUUAUAUAAAAAUAGCACAUUCUCUGUUUAGGGGCCAGUGUAUGUUGACCUCAAGGAUAAUAAGGAAAGUUUUUGAGGCAUUUUUCUCUGACCCAGUGGAUGGAUCUGUAUUUGAGUUUCCUGAUUUCCUGGAGCUGGUGACUACAGAAGGCAGCAUAGGCUAAGGGAAACCUCUCCUGUAGCAAUGUCCUUGUUGAGAUAACAGUGUGUGCAGUUGGUGGUCCCAAGGGAACUUUGGUUUGCUCUGUUUUUGUUUGGAAAUAAAAUUGCUUUAAAGAUAGCAACUUUUUUAUUUAGAUAUGAGUGCCAAUAUGUUUGAAAUUCUGUCAGAACAGUGACAUGACCCCCAUCACACCCUAUAUAGCCUUAGGCAUCUGCUGGAGCACUCAUGCAGAUGUAUAUGCAGUGCUUUGCAAAGGUGCAUGCUUUUAUUUGACUCUGUGAAGGUUUGAUUUCUCAUACCUAAGUUUUCAUUUCCUAGCAGCUUGAGCACUUAGUUAUUCCUGUGCAAGCUAGAAGUAAAAUGCAACCAAUGUGAAUGGAGAGUUCAGGUUUGAUAAUACUGUGCUGUCCCAGUGCACAAAUAUACUUUAUUAUUUAUUUAUUAUACUAGGUACUAGCUGGUGGUGAAGCAAAUUUUGAACCUGUAAGUAUAGGUUGUCACUUUUGUCUUUUCACAUUAGCUGCAUUGGAGCCUCCCAGAUUGUUCCCUUUCCUACAAUAAAGGUUUUGAGGUUCUUUUUAUUUAAAGUGUUUCCUUGUUAACAGAAGCCAACCUUUGGUUAAUAUUUGGUGAAAAAAAUGGUAAACCACCAAACUUUUAAUUAAACGUUAGCAGGUAAGGAUCUCAAUUAUGUAGUUAUAGUCCACCUACAGUUUGUGUUGGUUUUCGGCAGUUGUUUUUAGUUAUGAUGUUUCAGUAUCUCCUGUCAAGACGUGGUCAGUCUGGAGUGGUAUGGAUCUAGAUAAAAAGAGAUUAGUCCUUUAAAACACUGCCUUACCCUUUUCACUUACAUUCCAAAAUGCACAGAAUGUGGAGUAUUAGACAGCAACAUUCAUUGCCAGUUUGAAGUGGGUCUGUUAGAUGUGCCAUGAGUUUUUCAUCCUUUACUCUCCCUUUUUUUACCAUGGUACUAGUAUGCAGAAGCCACAACUACAAGUAGGAUGCUGCUGGGUCAACAAGUGCUGUGUUCUGUUCCUCCCUGACUGGCGACAGUGCUACAGGUGGCAACCUUUUGUAGUGAAGUGUCUCAUGGUAUUUGCUGAACUUCCAAGAAGUAGAACUUCCACUGUUCUACAAUCCAGUAGAUUAAGAGAUACUUGACUGAUGAUGUGCUGCUUAGUUUGUUUGUAUCACUUAGUGUUUUAGUGAGUUGUUUAAAUAUUCCAGUUCAGUGCUGUGACAGGUUCAGAAACAACGCCUCAAUAAUGUCUGUGGGAAGUUCUUCGUGCAAGGGACUAGAGAGUGGUGGCCCCUAAAGGAGAAUGCAUUGCUGGUUUUCUUAUGUAUUAUCUCAACAGUACUGAAGUAUUUUGGUUUCCAAACUGAUGUGGUCGAAGCAUUGCUAAGUCAUAUCCCUCUUGUACAGUGCCUCAUGCUUUCUAUUUACAGUGAAUUUUUCUUUCCAUGUUGCAGUCAUGUUUGCUUUUCUCUCAGAAACUGUUACCAGUACUUUAUUAAAAUAAAGCAAAGCAAUCAUCUAGUUGAUUUUUAUACUUUGGUCAAAAGCCAAGCUGUGGCACUGAUUUCCAUGGUAGGUUUAUAAAACUGUGCCUACAAAAUACAAAAAAAGUUGCUCAAAAAUACUGUAUUUCUAUGUCUCUUAGCAGCUCAGCCCUCUGCCAUCCUUCUGCUAAAAAAUUUUCAUGAGAAAGCAGUGGAAAGAGACAGUAAGUUAAAUGACUGAAGGGUCAGUUCAAGUUUUGUGGUUUAUUUUCUGUUUUGUAAUGAUUUACAUAAGCAAUGCUUACUUCACUGUGUAAUACAGUACAUGCAUGAGUUCAGUAUAUUCUUUGCUUUUCACACUGUAGUGUGGUUGAAAUGGUGUAUGCUGCAGAUUUCUGUAUUAUGAGAUGGAGUUCUAUUUUGUGAUUUUGGUUAGCUUUUCUAAUUUGUAUUUCUGUUUCAAGUUGUGGCAGGAUAUUUACAUAAACUUACUUAAGUGACUUAUCGAAUAGAUGACUUUUGGUCUUGUUUUCCAUUUUUUCUCUUUAACUGCACUUAAAGCCACAUACAGUAAGAAAGUAAAGACGAUGUUUUUCCAAGUGAUUAUUCUUAGUGCUUAGAGUACAGGGCCAGAAUGUUUUGUGUAGCUGAUGACACUAGUGCAGAAACUGUUUCUGAGGCAAUACUAGCAGAGAAAAGAGAAUUUGAGGAGUGUCUCAUUACUUUAAGUGCUUUCUAAGUGCUUAUUUUUAAAAAGGAUUAAAUGAUACAAGCAUGGGCUGGCUGCAGUUCAACUGCUGGCUGUUUGCAUUGCUGAUGGGACUUUUCCCAAAGAGUAAAGGCAGUUUACUCACAUACAAACACAAGGUGUGCACAAGAUAUACAUGCUGUGACUCUGUGAGUUCUGAUAAUUUAAAUAUUUGCAGUUACGCAGGUGAAUGGUAAAUAGAAAGUAUUCUUGAGGAAAUGCAUGAACCAUACAUGUGUAAUCACUGCACUGCAGUUCCUAGCAACUACAAGUAUUUUCCUGUCAUUAAUUCCAUUUCUCAAACUUCAUCAACAUACAUACAUCAUGUUUUAUUAUAUGGUCUUUAAAGACCCUGUUUGUACUACUAACCCCUUCAUUUUUUCAAGCGUCAUGUAUGUGAAGGGGUCCAAAAUGUGGAUGAGUUCUAUCUUACUACAUCAACAAUUAUAACCAACAAUUCGAACAGAUGGUCAAAAAUAUUUUUGUUUAAGAGCUACUUAAUUUAUUCAGCUAUUGUCAAGGAGGAAAAUUAAUGAAUAAAUAACGGUAAAGUUGAGUUGUUUUUUAAAGCUACCCUGAAGUGUUUGAGGCUCUCUGUUGUCUCUAAACCAGACAGAAAUCAUGCAUCCAUGAUAAAGAGGAAAUCUCAGCGUGUGUGGUUUCUUAGAGCUGUAAAACUCUUCAAGAAGAAUCUGCAUAGUCACUGAGUUACUUGGGUUCUGUCAGUAUUAAAAAUAACUGCAGUAGGCACCCUCAGUAGGUAUACACGUUUAAUUACAAAAGCAGAAUAAUUUCGCAGUAGGCUGGCACAAUUUGAGUAGAGGUGCCGUUUGUUUCACCUGAUACAGGAUUUGUUCUAAGAAAAACAUUGAAUUCAGUGCAGAUAUUUUAUAUCAUUGGGGGUUUGUCCCAGGCAUGUAUUAUACUCUUGCAUUUGAGCUGGGAAAUGCAGUAGUUCAUUAUGAUAGCAAGGUUUGGGGAUUUGUUUGCUUUUCUUCAGUGGCACCGUGCCUGUCAUGCAGAUUCACAGUUGCUGGAGCAGUGCUGCAGCCGGGUGCUGAGAUGGUGUUUUUUGCAGCUUAGAGCUCAGAGACUAUUUCUGGAGCAUUUUGGUUAAAUGCUGAAGUAGUUAUUUCACAUUUUGAGGUUGAGGUUCCUUAUCUUCUGCAAGAUCCGUAUCUCUUCAGGAGGUCAGGAGACCUCCACACUGGAACUGGCAGAGCCCCUGGGAGCAGCCAAUUCUCCUGGCUCUGCUGUGAUGAAUCAAAACAGUUGGGAUACAUUACAAAACCCAAUUUCUCUACACAUGAAGGAACCAGUUUUCCAAAAACAGUAGACUGGCCAUCUCUGCCCUAUAAAUACUAUGUUAUUAAAAUAAUAUUAUUACCUAAUGAGCAAACUAUUGGUCUUUUUCUUCUUUCUCAAUAUGAAGUUUUCCAGGUGCUGUGUUUAUGCCAAGAGAUACUUAAUACAAGCCAUCUUUUUAAUUUCUAGUCAUUAAAUAACUGUAGUGCAAUAGACCAAGCCUACUGUUUCCUGUUGCUUCCUGUGGUUGUAUUUGGCACUUGACCCUUGAUUUAGGAAGCCACCCUUUUUUAUGUAUCAUCAGUUUCACUGGAUUUUCAUAAUUCAUUUCACUUUGGCAUUUAUUCUUGCAGUUUACUUUGGGUAUUUCUGUAGUCCACAUUAUCAUAAUGUCUGGGUGCUUGUGUAGUUGCUUUGGAGUUCCAUCUGUAGAGGACAAUUUUUGAAUUCCCCAACAUUUUUUUUUUAAUCUUUGCAAAACAUUAAAAUGUUAUUUUCACACCUUACCACUUCUAUGCAGAAGAUCUGUACAUCACCAAAAUUCCACUCACCUCCUCAUGUAAAUGCUAAAUUUAGAAGUAAAUGUUAUUCAGAUCUCUUUUGUAGGACUGCCUGCAUGGCUGAAUUUCAUUAAUUAUGUUUUGAUGAAUAUAUUCCUUUAGAUUCAGAGCUAACCUUCCCUCAAAUCUUGGCAUAAUACAGAGCUCUUUGUACAAACACAAACAUUGUCAUUUCCUUCCAGGUGUUUUCUUAGUGCUCACAGAGCUCUUUUGAGCACAGAAAGAAAUGCUGCUAGUGAAGUUCAACAGUACAGUCACUAUAAAUAAGCUCUCUUUCCAGUGGUGUUACCACCAUACUGCAUGGCCAUCACAUGGUGGACGAUAGGUCAUCACUGAGGAAAGUUCCUCUACAGGAGCAGCCAAAGGGAUUUGGCUUAGGUGCUUCUGCACCUUCUGCAAAACAGUUGCUGUUUCUGGAACAACCUUCUCCAACAGCCUUCAACAUAUCAGCCAAGUAGCAGUAGGUAUCUUUUUCUCCUGACUAACCUGGGCAGGUAUUACAAGUCUUUAAGCCUCAGAUUGCUGAUAAGGGAACUUGAGCAUACCAGCUACUUUUAGAAGACCAAGUGUUUGUUACAUAUAGGGAAUAUAGUUCUGUAAAUUUAUAUAUACACUAGGGAAGUCUGCAGAUCUAAAAUAUAUGCAGUUCAAGCAACGGUCCUUCAAGGAAAAAAAAACAAAUUGGAAAUACAGGGACAUUUGCUGUGGCCCUUGCACUGCAGUUACCCCUGUGGGUGACCCAAUACUGAUACAUCUUUGAAACUGCUUGUUUACUUCUUACUCAUUAUGAUUAAUCCUUAUAAAGUAUAGGUCAGUAAAACUUAAUAGGAGCAGUGGUUUCCUGUCUCAUUUCUUUAGGGACUUUCUUUUCAAGAUCUUUUUCUUAAACAGGACAAGUGGUUUCAGAGAUUGGGCAAAAAAGGCUAUACCUUACCUUGCUGAUCAUGGAGAAAUUUGUACCUUAGGAAGACUUCAUGGUCAUGGAACCUGUAUUCAGAUUUGGAAGAAAUACUCCCUCAUAUGCUAAAGAGAGAAGAGGAUCCAGGACAUUUCUUCUUUUCCGUUUAAAAAUUGCUGAGAAAGUGCUAAAUAAAUUAUUUCUGUUUCUUAAAAUAAACAGUUUGCUAGCUGCUUUCUUGUGCAAUCCUUUUAGUACCCAAGAUGAAUGAGGCAUGCAUAUAAGAUUGCUUACAUGUAUGUGACACAAAGUAAGGACAGCAGUAUGAUAAGGAAUACCCUUGUCAAAUACUGGCAUUUAUUGCUGAAUUCAGGGAGUUUCUAAAUUAUUUUGUUCAUUAGAAACUUGUGUACUGGCAAUAAUGGGCAGGGAGAUCCGGACAUUCUACCUAAAUGUUGAAUUUCUCCUUAGAGACAAGUGGAGAGUACAAGGAGUGCUUCAGAGAUCUUGACUGGAUUGCUGUCUUUUCUUCAUAAGCAGGUUUGGCACAGGUAUGAGGAUAUUUAGCAGCCCUCUUCAAGAAGCAGGUGCCAGUUGCUAGGAAGCACUAGGCUAGGGUGAGUCUGUAGUGCAUUUAACUCAAUAAGUAUACUUAUCAAUAUACUUACCUUGAUACUUAGCUUGAGUCUCCACUAUGAGGGUUUAGGCACUUGUCACGGGGCUGGGAGACCCAGCCUAUUCAGCAGCAUUUAAGCACCAGUUCUGCUGCCUAUACCCAUGUAGGGCUACAGUGGUCAGGCUGAGUAUUUACUUCUAGAUCCUUGAAGAAUUUUUUGCACAAGAGGCAUACUUACCUUUGCCUUGGUGAAGCAAGCACGAGAAUUUUCAUAUUUUUUUCAUAUUUGAAUUACGUUUUCUGAAAACUGACUUUUUUUUUUCUGUCUGCUCUUAGAAAAUUGUACUGUUUCUUCUACAUUACUGAUUUACUGCAUUGGAAUCCUGAAAUCAUGCAAUUCAGUUGGAAGAUUAAUGAGGUGUGAUUUCUUUUUCCAGAGUAAAUUCUAAAAGCUAGAGGCCACAGGAGACAUGCACAAUUUGUUACUAUGGUUUAUAUAUUUCUUUGGGUAACUAUACUUCAUUCCAAUGGGAAUGCAGUAGGUGUAAAAAGUCGUUUGCCCUGUUACAUAGGGGUGUAUACUGUUUAUUACUAUUAUUUUCUUUUCUUACUUUGUAAUGCCUACCAAAGCAGCUACAUUUGUUGUCCUUAUUUAUUUAAACAACUUUUGCUGAGAAUAAUAUUUUAGAAGCUUGAAAUUGACCCCACUACAGCAUCAGUUCGCCAAAGAGGGAUGCACAUGCCAGAUUUUAUGCACUGUGAGUAAUCCCAUUGGCUUCAAAGGAAAUGCCCAAUUCUUGAAGUCACUUCAGUCUUUUUAGGAGCAGGUCUUACUUUUUAUACUGUUGAAUGCUAAGAGAUUGCCAUUGUUGUCUUUGUUUUUAAGGGGUUAGUGAAUGUGUUAGGUGCGAUUCACUCACUUUCCCAGGAAGACCUGUAAAAGCUUGCAUAGCCAAUGGAGAAUGAUACGUAUCUACGGCUUCACCAUGUUUUCUUGACAGCAUCAUUUCAGCGUACCAUGACCCAGGUCACAUUUUUUGCAAGGUGUUUCAUGUUAUGGAUAGGCAAAUAUACACACACAAGUGCACACACACACACACACACGGCUUCCUUGUUAAAUUGUGCUGCUGGUAUCUCUUCCUUCGAUUGAGGUGCAGUACUGAGGACUGAGCUCAGUGUAUAUCAGUGAUAGCCUUCUAGCUGUAUUUUACCUGAUAUGUUCCUAGUGCAACUGGCCAUUGCUUUCAUUUUUGGAAAUGAAUCAGCCAUUCUUGCUAGACAUGACUUAAAGGAAGUUCACGUUGAGGACAAUCAAGCGUCAGAACAGGAUGCACAGGCAUCUUCCAUCUUUGAAGGUUUUCAGACUGACAAAGCCUUAAUCAAGCUAGUCUGAAAUCAGUCUAGAUCCUGCUUCGAAUGGGAUGUGGGACUGAGUAACUUCUGAGGUUCCCAGCAGCAUUUCCACGAUUCUACACUGGGGUAUAACUUCAGGGAAUGGUCUAGAAUAGCAGUUAUCAGAUUUUUCCGUUGCUAACUCCGUUUCCAGAUCUGAGUUUCAUUUUUGUAGUGGGAAGUUUCACAGGAGUUUCAGCACCAAACUUCAGGAUUCCAUCCCUUUUCUUGAGGAAUUCAGAGCUUGUGGUAUUGUAACUUCAUUUUGAAAUUUAGCAGGAUAUUUUUUAUCAAACAUAUUUUCAUGCCUAGCUAUUGCAGCCUGACAGCUGGUGUUUAAUUCAGGACCUCUGGAAGAGGGCAGUUGAAGAUGUACUAGAGUAUAAUAGUUGGGGAACCACUGAAAGGAGGUGGAAGACCUUGGAUUGGCAACAGUAGGAGUGGGAGCCUGUGCCUGCAGGAAGCCCAUAAGCAUUUCUCAGAGACUUUUCUAAAAGGCAGCAGACUUGGCAGCUCCUAGCUUCCAUAGUUUGCCUUCCCUCCUUCUUUUCAUACUGUCUGUUUAGAUUCUUUAGAAACAGUUUUUUGAGCACAGCCCCUUCCUUUGUCCCUCUCCCUACCUUGCCUAUCUUCUCACAGCCGUGCAUUUUCCUUCCCUUGAAGUAUGCCCUUUGUACCUCCUGUAAGUAAUUUUUUCUCAUUUAAGUAGCACUUAUGGGAUGUGAAAAAACUUAGCUGCCAAGGGAUUUUAAUUUUUCAAGUGGCAUAACAUAAUCAGUUAUAUUACACAAAUAAGUAAUUCUGCAUCAAUUAUUUCAUCUUGAUUGCAUGUCUGGAAAAAUUCAGUGAGAUAUCUCUCAUACCUUCUCUUAGAGACUAGUUUUGUGGAUAUUUGGAAGCUACUUAUGAAUAUGCAUAGGAUGAACAGGAUAAAAUGUAUUUAUGUACAACUGUUAAAAACAUCUAACAUAUUGAAAAAAGGGAAACUGAACAUCUUAGUGUGCACUUUAUGCUCAAGUCAGUAUAAGAUAAAAGUAUAAUAUACUUCUUUAAUAAUUAAUAUACUUAAUUAUUCAAAGGGACAUUUCCUGAGAAUGAUGGUGCCUUUAGGAAAGUAUUACUGAAGACAGGACUUGUUCUUGGGUAUUCCUACUGAUUUUUUCUGAAACUGUGUUGCAUGCAGUUAACACAUUCCUGUGGGUGAACCUUCAGACUUGAACUUACCAAGACUUUACUCUAAGCAUUAGAACUAAAAAUUUUGCACUAAGCCAUCACAUUUACUGCAGAAAAGUUUAGUAUUCCAUCCACCAAUAACAAUGGCAGCUUAGUUAUUUUUAUUUUGCCUUUGCUAGAAAUGCACAUAUCGGCAAAUCACAGCUUCAUAUCCACCCUUAACCACCUUUUCCUAAUUGUUUGGAACUGGCAAAAUAUUUUUUUGGAGAUGAUGACCUUGCUUUCUGGAUUAUUUAAUAGGAAUUUCUGUCCCUUGAGCUCAUAGGAAUGUAGCUCUCAAGGAGCAGAGAAAUAGAUUAUUUUUAUAGGCUUUAGACUAAACAACAUUGAGAGGAUGACCAAUCCACUCAGCCAUACUAAUGCUCCCUAAGCUUUUAAAAAAUUUUCUUUACAGCACCUUACUCUACUGUAUUUUCCUACACAAUUGAACAGCUAUGCCAUAUGCAAUUCAACUGCAGAGUCUCAGGAAAAAGCUGUGUUCCAUGGUGACUGGAAUGGUUAUAUGAAAAAGAAGCUUCCUAAACUGCUUGAGGAUUUUCAGUGUGAAAUAAGAGUAUCAGUUGAAACUUUCUAUAUUUAUGAAUAUAGAGUUGAAAACAAAUACAUUUUUUAAUAGUGCAUGAUCCAGUGUCAGAGCUGUGAUUUUAACAGUCUUGCAGCCUUUUCUUUUUAAUGCUAUUUACCUAUUAGGAGAACACUGUUAAAAAAAAAAUUGAUCUGCUGAAGAGAGAAACAGGUCUUCCUCCAGGCAACACCUAAAUGGGUCUUUUGCUUUGAAUCAGUUUGGAAAGGAAUUCGUCUUUUGCAUUGUCUGGACCAUAUAUUAGGAGAGCUUCUGGACCAUAUUCUAGGAGAGCUUCCUGAAGCUAAUGCUAUGCUUUGUAAAUCAAGUCCUAUACUGAGAGAGUUAAGCUAAAUGUCCCUGUGGGAUAACUUUACCAAAAUUAGUGGCAUUCUCUGACAGUGCAUAUGGCUCCAAGAUAUUGCCAAGAAAGGUUGUGGCUACCACAUCCCUGGAAACGUUCACAAGGCUGGCUGGCUGGGGCUUGGAGCAGCCUGGUCUAGUGGAAGGUAUCCCUUGGGACUAGAUGAUCUAUAAGGUCCCUUCCAACCUAAACCAUUCUGUGAUUCUAUAUUAGAAAAAAAACACUUGAAUAAAAUUAAAUUGUAACCCCACUGUUCCUACUUUGAUCAGUUACCAGAAGUCCCCCUGACUCCACAGAGGAUUUGGGUUUCAUCUGAAGGGUCUUGGGAUUUACUGGUGUACAGUGAAAAUCAUGUCAAUUUUACAAAUGCGCAACGAAAAUUCUAGACUAGUAUCAACAAGUUACAGAAUGGGACACCAUGCUCAAUUGGCCCAAUAGAGAUCUUUCACAACUUAACGUGCAAUGGGAUCAGAUAAAAACAUACUUAACAGAGAAAAAGGAAACAAACUCCUGUAAAAUGACAUUUGCUAUCUCUACUGGUUGGGACAGCCCCAUUUAGUAGCCUGUAAUGCAGUUUGUCAGUCCCAACUGGAGUUGUGAAGUUCUUCAGACUUUUUUCUCUGAAGCAGUGGCAAUGGAUAGGGAGCAGCAUUAGUCUCUUAGUGUAUCUGUCCAACGUAAAUGUAAAUGUUAAGACAUUUUAACUUUUUUCCUUUUUUGUUUAUAAAAUAAAUAUAUCUUGAAUUGUUGUAUAAAUAUACAAUUUUAGCAAAAGUCACUUUAGCUUUCAGGUCUCAGUGAACAGAACUGGAAGAACUGUUCAGUUUAUUUGACAGUAGCAACUGAUACAUGAAUCAAAAAAUAAUCCUUAUGAAUGAUUUGUAUGAAUGCUCGUUGCUGUUUUCCAAAGUAUUUGCGAUGUUGAGACCGAGGAGAAAUCAAUCCAUGUAUGCCACAGGAAACUGUGUUUCAUAUUGGCAAGUUCUAUUGAGCUUAGGGACACCCAAUUAAAAAAAUUCUGCUUAUGAGAAACGUAGCAUGCUGCUUUGCCUUUUUUAUUUCCCCAUGGGAACAUUUUCACAUAGGAAUCUAUUUCAUCUCCUGGGAAAUCCCAGAAUAAAUCUUUGAUAGUAGGAGAUGACAUUUUUUGUAUGCAUCCCUUCAUGGGUAGGGUUCGGAGGGCAUGUAAAUUACUGAAAUCAAGGGACUCAGUGAGCAUUUUUCUUGUAACACAUCUGUGAGUACACAAGAUAGUCUAAAUGAGAAGCUGUGUAACUUUAGAGUGCUUUAAGCUCUCCUCUGAGAUUGAACUUAGCUCAUUUUAAAAUAGUCUUCAGAAGUGACAUUAAAGAAUUUGCAGGGCUUAUUCAGUGUACAUGCUGUCUUGGGUAGCAGCAUUUAUUCUAUCAACUCUGUUUAAACUGGUAGUAUUUUUAGAAAAGAAUUCUCAUGAAUCACUUCAAAAAAAAAAACAACACAAUUUUUGUGCAGUUAUCAGUAUGUAGAUCUCUGUGGGUCACAGAAGAGGUUUAUACCUCCACACCAAAGAACUAGCUUUUGAUUUCCUCACAUGUGAAAAGUAACUGGUCCAAUAAGGAGCCAUCUGUUAAGCCAGAAAGAUUAGGAUUUUUUGCUUGUCUAUUAAUUUUUAAUAUUCUAUUUAUUGUUUUCAAACAACAUGAUACUGUAUUAUUUCUUUUUAUUAUUUUUAUUAUUAAGAGAACAGUGCCACCACUCUCUUCCAGUAAGCUGUUCUUGAUCUGAACUGUAGACUGCAUUCAGAACUGGAACAGUUCUUGAGUGAUUUUCAAGUCAGGAGAACAUACCUUCUCCCUAUGGGUCUCAUUUUGGGAGGUUUUUUUAAAGGUGUACCAGAAUACUGUAAAAUAUAUUCCCUUUGUUCUACCAGUCAAAACAUGAAAACAUGGCCUUCCUCUUUGAAUAGGUCAUAAUGGUCAUUGUUCUUUGGGCAGUUAAUGCUGCUCUAGCUUUCACAAGGUUUUCUAUCUUUCUUUCAUGUAUUGCUAGAAAAAUCUGAUUGUGUAAGAACAUAAUUUAUCUACCAGGUCAAGACAAAAGUCCUUUUAUCCCAACAUCCUGCUGAUGAUGGUAAAAAACAAAUACUUAGCAAGAAGGGUAAAAUAAACAAGCAUACAGUGUAAUUUUCUUUGAUAAACCCUUCCACCCUCCAGCAGCCUGUGAUUAAACAUUUCCUGAGGGAAAAAUUGCAUCACUGGGUAUUUAAUAAUCCUUGCUAUACAUUUUCUCCCAUUACUUUGUCUGUUUGCUUUCUUGAUCCACAGUAUUUGUUUCUUCUAUAAUAAUGUAUGACAGUGAGUUCCACUGUUUAAUUACAUGUUGUGUAAAAAAACCAAUGUUACAGUUUCUAAUGUGCAAUUAAAUUUUCAGAGCAAGAAAUUGGUAACACACCAGAUUCUGUCCUGAUCAAUCACAGUUUAAUUCAAGAAUGUUACCUAAGAGGGAUACAGUUGACUAAAUCUUUGUUGUAAAUUUCUUUUUUUUUUUACCAUAUCAAAUGAGUAGACUUUGUUAGUAAGUAUUAAAAAAAUUGCUUUCAGCUAAAUCUAACUUUUUCCUAUUUAGAAGAAUAUUUAGCUGGGAUGAACCUUAAAUUUCAUCUAAAUUUCAGCAUUUGCAUGGAACGUCCUUAGCUACUGAUCAUGUAGUGAAUAUCAGGUCUUUUAGCUUUGCAGAGUUCGGGUCACAGUUGGUUAGGAUAUUGUUUUCAGAGAUGUAAUUAAACCAAAAGAUGUAUUUCUUGCUGAUAUUUUUAGCUCAGGUACAUUUUAAAACUUCCAGGUAAAAAGUUUUGCCUUAGGGUUUAUGAGGAUGUGUGCAGGCCAAGCUGGCUGAUAGACAUGGAGGGCUUAAUGGUCAUGUGAAGAUACAGUAAAAUAAAAUUUAUAUAAUUUGAAAUGUUUAUUUUCCAGAGCUCCUUUUGUAGGUUAAAUGCACAGCAGUGACUUUUCUCUCUGUUAUACAGAGGAGCCAAUAUACUGUUAUACACCACACAACUUCACCCGCGAUCAAGCCUUGUAUGCCAGAGGAUAUUGUUGGACAGAAUUAAAAGAUGCCUUGCCAGGAGUUGAUGCCAACCACUGGCCCUCCUUGUUUGAGCAUAAGUUCCUACCUUAUGCACUACUGGCUUUUGCUGGGAUAAUGUACAUUCCAGCUCUGGGUUGGGAAUUUCUCGCCUCCACCCGGCUGACUUCAGAGCUCAAUUUUUUGCUUCAGGAGAUUGAUAACUGCUACCACCGUGCAGCUGAAGGGCGGGCACCAAAAAUAGAGAAACAGAUUCAGUCUAAAGGCCCAGGGAUCACCGAGAGAGAAAAAAGGGAAAUUAUUGAGAAUGCAGAGAAGGAAAAAAGCCCUGAACAGAACUUGUUUGAGAAAUACCUGGAAAGAAGAGGACGAAGUAACUUUUUAGCUAAGCUUUAUCUUGCAAGACACCUGUUCAUCAUCUUUUUAAGCAUCAUACCAAUCACAUACUUAUCUACCUACUAUGCUACACAGAAGCAAAAUGAAUUUACAUGUGCACUAGGAGAGCCUCCAGACAAAACUAGCAGCUCCAAAUUGCACAUCAGAGUGAACUGUAAGCUGCCGUCUGUGCAGCUCCAGCGGAUUAUUGCUGGUGUAGAUAUUGUUCUCCUCUGCUUCAUGAACUUGAUAAUCCUCAUCAAUUUAAUUCAUCUCUUCAUAUUUCGCAAGUCUAACUUCAUAUUUGAUAAACUGAACAAAGUUGGAAUAAAGACCAAGAAACAGUGGCAGAAGUCCCAGUUUUGUGAUAUCAAUAUUUUGGCCAUGUUUUGUAAUGAAAAUAGGGACCACAUAAAAUCAUUGAACCGUCUGGAUUUUAUUACAAAUGAGAGUGAUCUGAUGUAUGACAAUGUGGUACGCCAGCUGCUUGCAGCGUUGGCCCAGUCCAAUCAUGAUGCCACUCCAACUAUGCGUGAUUCGGGGAUCCAAACAAUAGACCCAAGUGUUGAUCCAGCAGACAUUGAUGCUAAUGAACAGCUCAUCAUUAAGAGACCAAGGAAGAAGAUGAAAUGGAUCCCAACUACCAAUCCCCUUCCUCAGCCAUUCAAGGAACAGUUAGCCAUUAUGAAGGUUGAAAACCAUAAACCUGAUAAACCGAAGCCUGUGCGGAGAAAAACAGCAACAGACAGCCUUAUAGCUCCUUUGUUAGAGUCUGCUGCAAAAACCUCACAGCAAUCGUCCACUCAUAAAACCGAGCCAAGUGCUAUGCCAAGCACAAGCAGCGAAAAAAAGCACACACGGCACUUUUCCUUGGAUGUUCAUCCGUAUAUACUUAGUAGCAAAAAACCCAAGCCAGAGGUUCAAGCCAUCCCCUCGAUGCCUACAUCAAAAAGCCAAGAGGGUGGAUUUUUAAACCAGGAAGAAAACGUUGUAGUGCACGUUACCUCCUCUCUCAAAGACACCCCUCAUCCUGCAAAAGAGAUCCUGUACUCAUCUGAGACAUGUAGAACUGUGCCUGCUGCUGCAGCUUUUGUCACAUGUAACCACAACCAUAUAGCCACAACUGCUGCUGCCACCAGUAUGGCUUUGAACCAGGGCAAGCCAGAGCCAACACCUGCACUGAACUGCAACCCAGCCCACCCUUUGCUGCACAUCAACACGCUGUACGAGGACCAUGAGGAGGAGGUUUCAAACAUAAUGGACAAUGGGAUUCACUCACCGACUGACACCGGGGAGAUUCUCUCCAUCCCUACCCCAAAGCAGAUAAGGUUGGCAACGUUUGACGAGCCAAUGGCGAUUGUGAGCUCGGUGGAGUACUGAAGGCCUCGGGCUGCCCCGCUGGCCCCUGUGGCUGGGCCUGAGACCACUACAGUGCAGAACAUGGUCCCCCCAGCAAUGCAACUCACUGCAUGAGCAUGGAGAGUUUUCGCACAGACUAUAGCUUCUGCUGAUAACACCAAACGGUUUUUCAAGAUCACAUCAUGAGCACUGUCAGUUAUUUGCGAAAUAGAAUAAAGAAAUUCUGGUGGAAAUAGACCUUUAACACUAAGACAACCACUAGCUCUAGCUCUAAACAAUAGCUUCCUGAUUUAAAUGGGAAUUAGCACAAUUUAUGAAGAUUAGGAGUCUAAUGGCUUGCCACAGCAAUUUUAGUGAGUGUUUAAAUCCUUUGCAUUCAGAAUUACUGAUUGAAGUUAAAAGAACAUGGAGGUGAGGUAUACUUUUUUAAUGGCAGCAGUUAAAUAAGAGUUCUUUUCUAAGCAGAGAGGAUUUUUUUUUAAUUCAGGAUUUUGAAAAAAUUAUAUGCAAGCAAAAUUUGUUUUUGUUUCUUUCUUUAGCUCACUGAUGUUGGGCUUGAUGGAGACUUAGCUGAAAGGGCCUUACUACCACCAGCAUGUAAGUGCAAAAAGAUUGAUACACUCAAUCUCUUGCAUUUAUAAAUGAAAAUACCUGAAGUAUGCCCCGCCCUUUAACAUGCUUAUAUGUUUGAUGGAAGAUGAUUAAAUUAAGAGUUUAUUUUUUUAAAUAUAUUUUACCAUGGAAAAAAUUACUUUAUUAACUUUUCAAACCAGGUGUUACUUUUAACAAAAUGUGUAGAAGAGAGUCAUUGUAGCUGCUUAUUUUUUCAUAGUGUAUUUAUGAACCAGGUUAGAAACUUUCAUGGGUGCUUCACUGAUACGAAAAAUCUUACGGAGUUCAUUACAAAAUAUCUUACAAAAUAUGAAACCAGCAAACCUGUUUUCAAAUAACACACAGUUAAAGAUGUCUAUGAAUUUAGUUCUGCAGAUUUGGCUAGUCCUUGAUUCAGCAAACACUCAAGGCCAUGGGUGACACUGAAAUGACUCAUGUCUAAAUCUAAGCACACACUGAAAUGGCUUUGCUGGAUCUGGGCUCUAGUGCAGGCAGACGAUAAUCCUGUGGUAUGUGCUAUCACUCUGAUUCAAUAUUUGCCAUCCUUGGCUCAAAGCACAUCUUCAUGCCCAUCUUCCUAUAAUUACGGUAUGUGUGAUUUAAUAGAAAACUAUAGUAUAACUAAAACAUCUAUUAAAAGUGUAUCAUGCAAUAACCAUUCUCAGCAAAAUUAUAGUGAAACAAAAAGUGACUGUGUUAAAAUAAUAUUCCUAGCUGCAUUCGGAAUUACAGACUGUGUGUGUUUGCUUCAAAAUUAUGUAUAAUGGUAGAAAAAAAUAUGCAGCACAAAUAUGGGACUGAAAUCUUGAGUUUAUUUUUAAUUUAUUACCUCAGACAUGCAUAUAUUAUACCAAUAUUUAAUGAAAAUAGCACUGAAAAUAAAUACCUAUUAUUCUGAA
Myiozetetes cayanensis is the source of this 19806-nucleotide messenger RNA. It is a transcript of the gene PANX2, whose product is annotated as pannexin 2. Bases 16469 to 18316 code for a protein of 615 amino acids. The record is from RefSeq and is a predicted model, not a curated record. NCBI's taxonomy places the organism in Eukaryota, Metazoa, Chordata, Aves, Passeriformes, Tyrannidae. Gene Ontology annotation, biological process: positive regulation of interleukin-1 production; monoatomic cation transport. Gene Ontology annotation, molecular function: channel activity. The transcript has 3 exons.